This is a messenger RNA of Cydia fagiglandana, 8578 nucleotides long. It is a transcript of the gene Hepa, whose product is annotated as heparanase-like. Gene Ontology annotation, cellular component: membrane; extracellular matrix. Bases 164 to 1705 code for a protein of 513 amino acids. Lineage: Eukaryota; Metazoa; Arthropoda; Insecta; Lepidoptera; Tortricidae. Gene Ontology annotation, molecular function: hydrolase activity, acting on glycosyl bonds. The transcript has a single exon. The record is from RefSeq and is a predicted model, not a curated record.
UUCGGGUCGGUGUCGGUGCUUUCGGCACAGCGUAGCCAAGCAGGCGCCAGCCAGUCACUUAACAAUAGUACCGCGUAUCCCAAUAAUAAAUGCCAAAAUGUUAAACGACAGUUUAUAAAUUAACACAUGUUAUUUUUGAUAAUCGGUUCAUAUAGUUUCCAAAAUGCUGUCGAAUAGACGCUUGAUUGCCGUUUGUGUGUUUGUAACAUGUUGCAACGUGGGUCUUUUGGUGCUAUUCUACAAUCUGAACGCGCACGAGAGGUGCUACGUCACGCUUGACGAGCAGUCGGUGAGAACGGUUGUUUCCAACGAGUUCCUCAGCGUCGGCAUCGACACAUCAGAAAUCGAGAAAUAUGACACAAUAGACUUUACAAAGCCGAGGUUUAGAAAGCUGGCAGCGGCGCUGGCGCCCGCGCGGCUCCGCCUCGGCGGUACCAUGUCCGACCGACUGAUAUUCAGCAAAGAGGAUGUUAUCCCUGCAACAUCUUGCGAUCUACCGUGCCCCAAAAACUACUCCAAAUCCGUCUGCUCUUCAAUCCAUAUCUUAUGCGGCAAGCCCCAUCCAUUCUUCAUAAUGACCGGUAAGAAAUGGACUGAGAUCAACGAGUUUUGUAAAGCGACGAAAAUGAGGCUCCUGUUCACCUUAAACGUAUUGCUACGCAACGACAGUGGUUGGUACGAUCAAAACGCUAUUGAACUACUAGAAUACUCCAAACAUAAAUAUCACCACAUAGACUGGCAGCUAGGGAAUGAACCUAAUUCCUUUCAACAUGUUUUUAAUGUAAGUAUCACCCCCCAAGCCUUAGCUCAAGAUUUUAAGCACCUCCGUAAGCUUCUUAAUCAUUACCGCUACAAGCACUCUAUGCUAGUUGGCCCUGAUACUACAAGACCUCAGGAGAGCCGACCGGAAUGUCUGCGCUACAUGGUUGAUUUCCUUUCAAACGGCUCUGACUACAUAAAUGCUAGGUCUUGGCAUCAAUAUUAUUUAAACAGCAGAACAGCCAAGUUGGAAGACUUCUGGAAUCCGGACACAUUUGAUUUGCUAAAGAGCCAAUUAAAAACUAUGCAUGACCACACAACACAGUACAAAAACAUACCAAUGUGGCUGACUGAGACAAGUAGCUCAUAUGGUGGAGGUGCCCCAGGUUUGUCAGACUCUUAUGCAGGUAGCCCACUAUGGUUAGACAAGCUGGGCCUGGCAGCCACCUACAAUGUGACCACAGUUGUAAGACAAAGUUUCUUCGGAGGCAACUACAGUCUAGUAGAUAAACAGUUUAACCCACUACCCGAUUGGUGGGUAAGUGUCAUAUACAAGAGACUAGUUGGUAACAAGGUAUUACGAGUAAACUGUAAGUGCUCACGCUUCCAGCGAAUGUAUGCUCAUUGUACAAACAGAAAAUAUACCAAUGACACAACAGCAGUGACUAUUUUUGCUGUAAAUUUGGAAAUGGCUAAAGCGAAAUUUCUUCUAAACGGAACUGCUUUGCAUGGAGAUAAUUUGUCUAUUGAUGAGUAUAUUAUUCAUGCUCCAUCAAACAAUAGACAAUCUAAGACAAUUUUAUUAAAUGGAUGGCCAUUGUAUUUUGAGUCUUCUAUGCCUGAACUAGAGCCGAUCCACAUAAAGUAUGGUAAUCAUAUUUCAAUGCCACCUUAUUCCAUUGCAUUUUGGGUGAUCAGGAAUACAUCUAUUAAGGUGUGUAAGUGAACAUAGUGUAGUGUUAGUAGGCAAGCUUUUCGUGAUCAGUGAUCAAAAUUUGGUACUCUUUGUGUUGUGUAUCUACAGUUUUAUGACUUAUGUGAGGAAUUCAAUUUUCAUUUCAUUCCAGUGUUUUUGUCUCCAUGUUUUAUUUGUUUAAAUGGAUGUCUUUAAACUGACCAUUUACUUGUCUUUUAUGACAUGUAUGCUUUAGGAGUCUCAGUACCUGUAAUUUAUUACUUAAGUGUGAUUUGAUCUGCUGUUGAACAAAAUUUUCGUGACUAGUAAGUUUCCAUUUUAUGGCAGCUCAUAAGUCAUAAUUAUGUAAUUUGAAUAAAAUGUCUUUUAUAGAAAAAUCAUAGAGCACAAUUGUGAAACUAAAUAUGUGGCAAAAUGUAUACACAUAUAUUUAAUGGUAUUAGAUUUGCGCACAAGAAUUGCAAUUGUAAUUUACUCAUAAAAAACAAUUCAUUUUGAACUAGAACAGUUUUUAGGGUAGACUUGAUAAGAUUGAUUUGUAUGCAAAAUGCAGUCCUAUGUUAGCUCAUUAGAGUUGCUUCAUAGUAAUUCUCGCAAUUGUAAUCACUCCUUGACAACUCAUAAUCAAUGUUCUUCAUUUGAUAACAAACUAAUAGUAAUAUUAUACCUACAUUGUAAUUUCGUGUAACAUCCAACCGCCUUUAAACUUAAAAUGUAUAACGUUGCAUUGUGUGGGCUAUCAAAAUCGCUACAGACUUUUCUUGGUCUACCUCUAUGUCUUCAGCAUAUGUAUUGAAAUUGGCGGUUGGCUGUUGCAUUGAGCUUGAAGGUUGCAAUUUUUCUCAAGUACUCGUACUGCAUCACUUUAAAAUGAACCUUAAUAAAAGGUACUAAAGAUAUUUUUAACUUGUCCAUUAUUCUUGGUGGUGACACGUGUAUCAUUUUCUCAACAAUCUUAUUCUGUUAUUGGAAUUUGAGCUUUGCUAAGAAUGGUUGAGAGAUAAAUUUGAGUUGAACAUGUAUGAUAGUAAUUGCAUCUGUGCACUUGACAUUUGGCAUGGAUGUUUACUUGUUUAGUUCCGAGUGCCAUUUGUUACUAUUAUUGUAAAUAAUAUGAACUGGUGGUCGAUUACGACCCUUUGUAGUAGUCAGAUGGACUUGAAAUUUAUUACCUACAUAUACACCUAAUGGUAACAUUCCAUUUCUGACCGCAGCUGCACUACUAGUACUGAACGCGUCGCUGACAUUGUCAAUUUCCAUAGUAAAAUGAACAGUAAUGCAGCUGUCGUUGGAAAUAGACUGUCACCUUAAUGGUAACAUUCCAUUUCUAACCGCAGCUGCACUACCGGUACUGAACGCGUCGCUGUCAUUGUCAAUUUCCAUAGUAAAAUGAACAGAAUUGCAGCUGUCGUUGAAAAUGGACUGUCACCUUAACGCGAAAAUAGAGAAAUAUUACGGAGAGUUUUACCAGAACAUACCACAUUUGUAUUGCUUAUAACUGAAUGUGCCAAUUUCGUGUUGAGACGGAUUGGGGAUCUAAAUAUGAUGACAACGCAGGUCAGCAGCAAUAAUAUUGUGAAUUUUCGUGAGAAUGAAUAAUAAUACCAUUUGUAGUGCUCUGUCAACUAUUGAAUUAGGUACUAAUGUAAUCCGUGUCGUGGCGGUGUCAUAUUCAUGCACAUAGCCAAUAUGAUCCAAAGUGAACGUGAGUGCCUUGAACAGCAAUACAUUUUAGGUUGCAUUUAAAUUACCUACUUAAAUUAUAUUUUAUAUAGAUUAAAAUUAAUACUAAAAGAUAAGACUCUAUCACUGUCCUCAUACAAAGUGAUAUGACAAAGUCCCACGUGUGCUUUGACUUUGAAGUGUUGUGUUUUGUGAACAUCACGAAUAAAUAUCUUAAUUUCAUCUAAGUUGUGAACCAUAGUGGAACCACGGUUUCUUAAAAAAUGCUUCAUGACCCUACAUUUGGGGCACCUUUUACCUCCUCGCUAUUUAGCAAGGCGGAUUCUGCCAAUGUCGAGGUGUAGACUUUUGACUGGUGAGAAGAGAAUGUUCGGUUAAAUUUUGACUUAUGUGGAAAGAUAGGCGGAUAAAAAGUAGGUAGGAACAUAUUUACAGUGGUGAUGGAGGUUUUCAUCAAUUAAAAAGUCGCUACAAAUUAAACUCGUGUUCUAGCGAUAUGGGAACAUUAUUUUAUUUGACCGUUAACUACCCGGCAUUUACAGACGUUGACGUAAUGUAGAUUACUUUCAAUGUCAAGUCUUUCAUUAUAAGUAAAACUUUGUAAACAAUGUUAAUGAGGCUAUAUUAUUUAUGAACGGGCAGUUAUAUGUCUUAGUAUAGGUUUACAGAUGGGUCACGACAUUGCUUGCCAAUCACAUGAGGCAAAUUUAAAUAGGUACGUUCGUGUUUAAUACGAUAUCCCGCGUAAUACACCGUUUUACAUAAAUUCCUACAACGGUCACCCGCGGUAAAAUGCGUUUGUGACUGUACUUCAUGUGAAUUUGGUUAGUUAAACGUUGUCCCUUAUAUACUACCACUUGUAACUAUGUAUUUAAGUACUACCUAUUUCUAUUCUUAUUACAAAAGUCACUUGAGUGACCAAAUAUAUAGUAGAACAGUCAGCCAACGAAAAUGUUAGUCUUUUUGAUGAAAUUAUUCUCAAGUUUGGCAAAUAGCAAAUACCUAAGAUAAGACGAAAGUAAAGUAGUAGAGCGUGUGUUCUUUUUUAAAAUGAGUAAAAUGACAAUUUUCUAGGUAUACUCGUACUGAAUAUUUUUAUAAGUAUGUAUGUACUUAUUUAAAAAAAACGCUAUUUUCUGCCGACUACUUCCUCAUUGUACUCGUAUGUAGGUACCCAUUAUAUUACAAGUUGGGUAGUUGGCCUUGGAAUAAAAUGUAUUUAACCCAACACGUGGUAUAUUAAACCUGAAUAAAUAUUAAUAAAUUCUAAAUGUAAUGUCUCGAGGUCAGAGUAUAUAAUAAAAUAAAGUAACGAAAUUUCGUAAGUAUACCUACAGUACAAAUUGAUACAUUUUAUUCCAAAAUGGACAAAAAUAGUACCCAUUUCUGCUGCUCAUUACUAUAUGUUAUGUACAAAAACUUUUUAAUUGUCUGUUUACACGAUCUUAUGGUAUUUUUUUUAAAUUAAUAAGUUAAGUCGGAAGUUUUUUCUCGUGUGCUUAUUAGAAUAUUCGGUGCCUAAUGUAAGACUGAUUAGCGUACAAUAAAGUCGACUGUAUUUUCAAGCAAUCUCGUAUGCAUCGCCUGCAAUGCAAUGCAUAUCAAACUUGCAUCUACAUUCAAAAUGGAAACCGAACAUGCAUUUAUGUUAACGGAACUAACGUUUUUGUGGGAAAAUAAACCCUCCGCCAAAAACACGCUCCCAUACAAUUGAAGUUACGCUCUUAUUUUUACACUAAGAACAUUCAAGUAACAUAUCUAAUUCCUUUAAACGAGCAAUUCUAAAUUGUAUCUUAUACUUUAAACAAUUCUUGUUUAUUUGUAUAUUAUAUUUCGAGGAUCAUAUUUGAGGAGCGCUGGUGGCCUAGCGGUAAGAGCGUGCGACUUGCAAUCCGGAGGUCGCGGGUUCAAACCCCGGCUCGUACCAAUGAGUUUUUCGGAACUUAUGUACGAAAUAUCAUUUGAUAUUUACCAGUCGCUUUUCGGUGAAGGAAAACAUCGUGAGGAAACCUGCAUACAUCUGCGAAGAAAUUCAAAGGUAUAUGUGAAGUCCCCAAUCCGCAUUGGGCUAGCGUGGGGACUAUAGCCCAAGCCCUCUCGCGCUCGAGAGGAGGCCUGUGCCCAGCAGUGGGACGGUAUAUAGGCUGAGAUGAUGAUGAUGAUGAUGAUUUCGAGGAUCUCGGAAACAGCUCUAACGAUUUCGAUUAAAUUUGCUAUAUGGGGGUUUUCGGGGGCGAAAAAUCUAUCUAGCUAGGUCUUACCCCUGGGAAAACUCGCGUUUUUGAGUAUUUAUGUUUUCCGAGCGAAGCUUGGUCUCUCAGAUAUUGACUAUCUAUAUGCCUGGUUUUUAAUUUAAUACCUACACGUAAAAAAAAGUUCGUGUUGGAAGUUUUUUUAUGUAAAGAGUUAACUCGCUCUAUUUUCUUUGUAUUACAAUUACUAGCAACGCAAACUAGAACGGGACAUAGAUAUUUUAAGUUUCAUGUCAUUUCAGCAAGUCGUUUUAAAAUGAGAGUGUAAUUUGGAUUGUAUGGCGGCGGUUAGGUGAGGCGUUAGGAAGUUUUGGUAUGCAUUGACAAACUUACGUUACUUACAUGGUUGUUACAUUAUAUUUUUAUCCAGGUUGUUUAAAAGAGGUUGCCAAAAUUCAGUCGAAUAUAUUUAUUUGCAUUAUACAGGGUGGCCAAAAAAUAAGUGUAUUCUCGUUACCAGGGAGGUUUUGGGAUUAUACUGAGCAUCUUUUACUAUGGGACCAACACCGAAAACGUGAAAAAAAUUUUGGCUGUUUCAUAAAUUUUGGCCGGUCCAUUUUCUAUGGGUGGGUAAAUUUUUUUUCUCCCAUUGUAAAUGUUGCUCAGUAUAAUCCCAAAACCUCCCUGGCAAUCUUAUUUUUUGGCCACCGUGUAUAAAUCUGCUAAGAUGUAAUGUGGUAUAUAUUUUAUAUAUCUUGUUAUAAAUUCUAUAUUGAUAAACGUAUUGAACUAGGCAUUCAAGUCGAUAAUUUGUUCUGAAGGACAGGGGUCAAAAGCAUUUCUGUUUCAAGCACUUUCCUUAUCUACAUCGAUAAACGAAUUCCACAGCGUUAAAGAGCUUACCCAAACUGACAUUAAAUAUAUGUUCCAGGAAAAUGAAUACCUAAAAAUGAUAAUAUUUUAACUGAUUGUUGAAUAUGAAUGUAUAAAUUGUAGUACCUAGUCUAGAUAGUUUUUUAUAUAUCUUUUCUCAGCAACAUUAAUUUGCGUUUCGUAUAGAAUGUUACAGUUGUAAGGUACUUUAUGUUCUUAUGCCUUCCUUAAUUCUUAGGUUUUGUAUUUUUAUAUGUUUCUAUGUUUAUAUUGUUCUAGAUGUGGCUUAAGUAGGUACAGUCAGCAUCAGUGUGUGACCGCUAACGUGGCCAAAUAUAUCGUAACACACCUCUUGUCGCAAUUUAAAUAUACAUGUGAUGUGACCCGUCACUAUCUAUUAGAAGCUGACUGUACGGUACGAUGUUAACAUUUAAAAUGCCUUGAACUCCUUGGGUACACGCCAAAAUGAAUUUCACAUUCUCCUAAAACUUAAUACCCGCCUGCUUUUGUUUUAUUAAACGUCAGUAAGUGCAUAAGUACACGCAUUUUGGCAGCAUAAGAGUGAAUUGCAAAAAAAUUGGACAUUGUAACUGUUAGUCUAAAGUUAAUUGAUUCCAUUGUGUUACGACAGCCAUUUCUAUUUAAGUUAGAUGCAUGAAAACGUGUUAGCGUAUGCUAAAGACUUAUAUGUGUACGAAUUAAGUAAAUAAAUACAAUACAAUUCACAUAGGAUAGUUAAUUUUCGUAACACAAAUGAAUCAAUUAAGUUAAGACUUCACAAGACCUUCACAGCUUCUUAACUGCGGUUAAUUACGUAAUUUUUUUUGCAAUUCACUGAUAACCUCAUUUUAUUUUGGUAUAUUAGAAAUGUUCGAGUGUAUGUUAUUAAAUUAUAAUUUAAUUGAUAGCCCAUCUAGAAUAAAAUUGGCGAUUUUAGAUUUUGUAUUGUGCACUAUUGUGUUACUUUACUAGAUAGUUAUGUAUAUUCCUUAACUUAUUUUUCUAGACAUAAAGUUACUUUGUAGAAGCAACUUGGUAUCUGUUGUGAAGUGUUGUGGCUAGAUUAUUUAAAUACUGCAGCAUUAUUAAAACCAUAAUCUAUUACAAGAGAUAUGUUUACUAUAAUGAUCUACUUUUGGUGUUGCCCGAUCGAAGAUUUUCUGAUUACAUUUACUCUAGGAUUAAGAAUACUUAGGUACUUAGUGCAAAAAUGUGUCAAAAUUUCUGCUUAUAACCGUACGUUAUCUCGUUAUAUUUAUAUACUUAAUUAAAAUAUGAUAUAUGCAAAACUACCGUAUGCAUUAUGUAUAUGAUUAUAAAUAGUUUAUAUUGUUAACUUUCGCCAUAUUAGAUAAUAUUAUUAGACUGCAACAGCGCAAUGAAUUCAGCUAGUUCACCCUGUGGAAAUAUUUUAUACAAUGUGACAGAUUUUCAUUGCUCUUUAGUGUAGCUUUGUCAUCUGUUGUAGAAAUAAUAAAUGAGAACCUUUGUAAAGUACGUCUAGAAUAAAAGCUAGUCUGUGCUGCGGAAAGAGAGGAGUCGUGUAAUGUAUGGGCUCCCUUACAUUCCACGACUCUUCUCUUUGCCGCACAGACUAUCAUAUUUUCGCCCUUUGAUCUUUUGCCAAUCAUUUUACGGCAAUUUUUAUGUAGAACAGAUAUUGACUGUCUUUGGCUUAUGUUGUACUACUUUUUUUGAUACCUACCUAUCUCAACUUUUCUGACGUAGGUAUAUCUUUUCAUUCCAGUCACGACAAACUAUAGGCGUGACGACAAAGUUUCAUUUUUGGUGGGUAACGUUUACACAAGAGGUAGGUAGUUAUAUAUGUACUAUAGAUGUAGCUUGCAGGUGGACGAUUCUACAUACUACUUAUACAUUACAUUCAAGUUCAAUAUUUCCAUUAUGGUGGUAUAAUUUUGUCUCUACAUUAUAAUUUUGUGAAGAAUAUCUUUUAUCGUUACAUUGCCCGAUACUUUUAAAUGAUCUCAUUCCUCAUCUAUCUAUACUAAAUGACCUGACUUAGCAGAUAUAUAACUGCGUUCCUAAUAACUAUUACUACUAUAGAUAAUACCUAAAGGAUAACAAAAUGUCAAAACAGUACCUAUGGAUGUGCGUUAUUCAAUUAAAUUUGUGCCUUUACUCGAUAAUAAAUAUU